Messenger RNA from Camelina sativa (false flax), 2052 nucleotides. RefSeq lists its product as uncharacterized. The record is from RefSeq and is a predicted model, not a curated record. Lineage: Eukaryota; Viridiplantae; Streptophyta; Magnoliopsida; Brassicales; Brassicaceae. Gene Ontology annotation, cellular component: Ino80 complex. Gene Ontology annotation, biological process: chromatin remodeling.
GUGGGUUUGGGUAUUUCUAUUUUUUGUAAGCGAGUGUGUGUGGGUUUGGUGUUGAAAUAGCAAAAAAAAAUGGUGAAGGAAGAGAUAAUUAGUCUCUCACCUCCUCUUCCUCUUUACUACUUGUCUUCUCUUCACGCUUUCUUAAUUCUUCUUAUUCCCAAUUCUUUCCCUAACCCUAAUUCUCCCUUUCUCCAAUCCUCGAUUUUUUCCCCUUUUGUUGUUUCUUCUUACUUUCAUCAUCAUCAUCAUCAUCCUCUUCUCUACUCUCCCAAUUCGUCUCUCCUGAUCAAUCGUCAAGUAUUGUUGGAGCUUUGGGGUUUCUCUAUUGAUCAGUUUAUCAUCUUGGAGAGCGAUAAGAGUUUAUAUAUGAUUACAAAUGAUCUACAAUGGAAGACAAUGGUGGUGCUUAUUGUGAUGGUAUGAGGAAUAAUAAUACUGUGAGGAAGAAACGUAGCUUGACUUGUCGUCGUCGUCCUCGUCCCGAUGGAUCAAAUCUUUUGACGACACCUUCUUCAGAUCAUUUCAGCAACAUCUCUAGUGAUGAUAUACCGGCUUUUGAUACUAACCCUAGAAGGAAAGAGUUUAGUCUUAGCCAUUGUAUCUCACGUGCUGAAUCUAUAGCUGUUUCUGAAAGAGGUAACAAUGAUUCUCGCCGAAGAGAGAUCAUCAACAGAAACAAACGUUCGACUGAAGGUCUACUUGCUCCUGCUAGCUGGAAAAAUGCAACCCGGGAAGAUGAACAAGGUAAAGAUGCGAUCAAUGGAAAGGGAACUGGUUCGGGUGAGUUUGAGGGAGAAACUAAGAGAAUGAAGCUUAAGAUCGGUGGUGUGAGUCGGUUGGUUCAUGCUAAUGGUUCUUCAUCUAGAAAGUCUUCGAAACCACUGAAUGAUGAUACUACUCGGCCUAACCAUGAUUUGCAGGAAAGUUCUGAAGAUUGUGAUUCCCCUCUAGAUAAGAAGGCUGAUCUUGAGGAUGCUGAGAUAGACGGGUCUAUGACGGGGAAGAGAAAACAAGGAGAGCCAACUGGCUCGGUUCGCAAGAGCAAACGAGCACCAAAGAAACGAGUUUUUGAUAGCGAUGAUGACAAUGAUGACGAGAUCAGGUAUUUGGAAAAGCUGAAAUAUAAGAGAGUUUCUGUGUGUAACGACGAUACUGAGUCAGGAUCAGGAAGGAGGCAAUUGAAGCCAUCUGGGAUUACAAAUGGGGAAAAUUCCGGCAAGAAGAAAGCUGUGUCUGAACAGGCGUCCGAAGACAUGGAUUGUGCGGAGGAACUUGAAGCGGUGUCUGAUGAAAAAGAGAUUGAUAAUAAUGAUAAUAAGAGGGAAUCAAAUUUGACUAGUCGUCAGCGAGCCCUUGCUUCUGGCAAAUCAAGUGCGAUUGAUUUUUCAGAUGGAUUACCUCCUACAUCCAGAAGGAAAAAGGAGACUCUUUCAGAAAUGGAGCAGCAAUUGAAGAAGGCAGAAGCUGCUCAAAGGCGAAAAGUUCAGAUUGAGAAGGCUGCAAGAGAGUCUGAGGCAGAGGCCAUUAAAAAAAUUCUAGGUCAAGAUUCGAGCAGGAAGAAGCGUGGAGACAAAAUCAAGAAACGACUCGAUGAGUUGGCUCAGGAGAAGGCUGCACAAGAGGAGAGAGCCUCAACUUGCUACAUCAGAACAAUAAUGGGUCCUAAUGGAACCACUGUUUCAUUUCCAAUUGACAAAGUGCCUAGCCUGUUCGAUCCCAAACCAUCAGGUUAUCCUCCUCCGCGGGAAAAUUGCGCAGGUCCAUCAUGCACCAAUCCUUACAAGUAUCGCGAUUCGAAGACUAAACUUCCUCUAUGCAGCCUCAAAUGCUACAAGGUGGUUCAGCAACAACAGCAGAUUGCACCGGCUUAGAUAUAUUGAUUGAUAUUUUUUUGAUCGAAAGGAGAAGAGAUUAGCUUCCUGAUUAUAUAUACUACAGAAGACAAAUUGUUUAGUUUUUUUACUUUGCUUUCAGACUUCUCUGAUCAUUUGAACUAGAUUUUGUUCAUCCUUUGUGACGAGAUCGUGGCCGUCCAUUGGCUUUACCAAACCA